AUGAAAGGAGAAAAUAGCCUUGCAUUAAAGAUAUAUGAGCGAGGUUUGAACAAGGUCAAGAUUGGGACUGAUGAUGAACGUACUCGUCUUCAAUCUAUAUACAACAAACUGCGUCGAGCUCAAGAUCCAGGCAAGAGCCUUGAUCCUCUCGAGUUUCUGCCGGUCGAAUUGGCGGCUAUGCUCCGAUUCCUCGAAAUCCACGGGAGUAGUGUCAUUGGAAACUCGCUAGUUUCGUCACUACCUUACGCAAGCCAUCUUGAAUCGAUAUUUGUUUCGAAUGACAAAAUCACCAUAUCUGUAGUUCUAGAUGUUCUCCGAGCUUGUCGAAGAACGCUUGUGAAAGCGGGAUUUCUACAGAUAGUAGGCCAGAGAACGGACUCUCUUGGAGAAUGGCCAAAGCUCGAUGCACUCGAGAAAUUACAUCUUGGGGUUGCCUCCGCUAUGUUAACAUUAAAUAUUCCCGAGCUUAUCAAAGCCGCUCCAAAUAUUCAGGUUCUAUGGCUGUCUAACUGGAAUCUUACGCCAUCUGCGGAUAUGAGUCCGUGGACAGAGCUGCAGGAUUUGGAUCUCCGUGAUACGCACUUUGACCGACUACCAAGACUUCCGCCUACUCUCAGACGCCUCACGUUGAGGAACGCCCUAGAUAUCGGCCACGACAGCCUUGAAGCCCAAGGAGAAAAUAUGUUGCCUUUGUUGGAAAUGUUCGAGUGCUCGCGAACAUAUGUCUGCGACGGAUUUAUCAAAGCCAUCACCCGUGAAUCCAUCACGCGCGGAAACUUGAAAGAACUUCACAUCGGGCGUCGCGCAGUGGAACCCCGCAUCAACAUUGAAGAAGAAUAUCCCUCAUCAGAGAGUCUAGAGGUUCUAUCACUAGCGUAUCUCAUGACCCCCGAAGACUAUCUGAUGGUUAUUGUCGGUCGUUGCCCAAAUCUACGUAGUGUCGACGUCUCUGGGACCAACAUUACUGGAGUAGCUGUGAAGAGUUUUGUUAAACAGGGAAUUGUAACCCUUAGGCUAAAUGAAUGCUAUGGUGUAGGUAGUGACGCCGUCGACUGGGCACGCAGUCAAGGUGUUGAAGUCAUGUUCAAUGCAUCCAGUGGCAGCUCAGGGCUCCGGGCAGCCUGGAAUGCUAUUUAA
This is a messenger RNA of Venustampulla echinocandica, 1137 nucleotides long. RefSeq lists its product as uncharacterized. The record is from RefSeq and is a predicted model, not a curated record. Gene Ontology annotation, biological process: SCF-dependent proteasomal ubiquitin-dependent protein catabolic process. Gene Ontology annotation, cellular component: SCF ubiquitin ligase complex. NCBI's taxonomy places the organism in Eukaryota, Fungi, Ascomycota, Leotiomycetes, Helotiales, Pleuroascaceae. The transcript is spliced from 4 exons. Bases 1 to 1137 code for a protein of 378 amino acids.